AUGGCCAGAUUAGCAAUCAAGAUACAUCGUUGUUUCCGCAGGAAGCCUUUGCGUUUCUUCACCUUUAUCAUGGUUUACCUCAUGGCUGGGAGUCUGGUGUUCCUGCACUCGGGCUUUGUGGAGGACAGCACCAUUACUGGGAAGGCCUCACCCCACGGAGAGGGAGCAGCUCACACAGCCCUUGGUGCCACUCGUGGCCUGCAGCAGUUCUCCUUCCUGCCUUUUGGGAGGUCACACAAGGAGGCAUCGGAAAAGAAGCAGUGGCCAGAGGAGCCCCCAGCCCUGCCCAGGAGAUACGGACCUCCGUGGCUGAAACCAGUCUCGCAAGACGCUCUGGACAAGCUGAAGUCUGGGGAGCACGUCGGCAGCUGGAGUCGGGCACUAAAGGGGAAAAUGUCAAGGGAUCAGGAGGAGAACAGAGCAAGAUAUAUUGGCUGUUAUCUCGACACCACCAAGCAGAGGGCACUAAGGGGAACAGCAUUCUUUGACUACAGAAAGAUGACCAUAUUUCGUUGCCAGGACAACUGUGCUGAAAGGGGUUAUCAGUAUGCUGGCCUGGAGUUUGGAGCUGAAUGUUACUGUGGGCACAAGAUCCAGGCCCAGAACACCAGUGACUCCGAAUGCAGCAUGGAAUGCAAGGGGGAAAAGAGCAGCACUUGCGGAGGCCCAAACCGGCUGUCUGUCUACCGACUGGAGCUGACCCACGAAUCUGCCAGACGAUAUGGGAGUGCCUUGUUCCGAGGAUGUUUUAAAAGACCAGACAGUGUUUCACUCGCCCUGCCUACCAGCACCAUCUUGCCGAAUAUGUCCGUGGAUAAGUGUGUGGACUACUGCACAGAGAAGGAGUAUACCCUGGCUGUGCUUGGUGGUGAAACGUGUCACUGCGGUUUUCCUACCAUGCACUUCACACUGCAUGAUCCAGAGGACGAACACCUGUGCGCCCAGAAAUGCGCCAGUGAAGAAUACGAGCACUGCGGGAAUGAAGACUACUAUGUCGUUUAUCAAACACAAGUGCAAGAUAACCGUUGCAUGGAUCGGCGGUUUCUGCCCAUACGCUCGAAACGCCUUGUGGCCUUGGCCAGCUUCCCGGGAGCGGGGAACACGUGGGGCCGUCACCUGAUGGAACUCACCACAGGCUACUACACGGGCAGCUAUUACUUCGAUGGCUCCCUCUACAACAAAGGCUUCAAGGGAGAGCGGGACCACUGGAAAAGUGGGCGGCUGAUUUGUAUAAAGACGCAUGAGAGUGGCAAGAAGGAAAUUGAAUCAUUCGAUGCCGCAAUCCUUCUCAUCCGGAAUCCUUACAAAGCACUAAUGGCUGAAUUUAACCGCAAAUACGGAGGCCAUAUUGGCUUUGCCUCUGAGGCCCACUGGAGGGGGAAAGAGUGGCCUGAGUUUGUGAGGAACUACGCACCCUGGUGGGCAUCCCACACUCUUGACUGGUUAAAGUAUGGCAAAGAAGUCCUUGUGGUCCAUUAUGAAGACCUGAAGCAUGAUCUGUUUAACCAGCUGAAGAAGAUGAUGUCUAUCCUGGGCCUCAGUGUCUCUGAUGACAGACUGCUCUGUGUGGAGAGCCAAAAGGAUGGGAACUUCAAACGUUCCGGCCUCAGGAAACUGGAAUAUGAUCCCUACACUCCUGAGAUGAGGAAAAUGAUUGACUCUUUUGUUAAGACUGUGGAUGUGGCCCUCAAACUGAGAAACCUAACCGGUGUUCCUGAAGAUUACGCUCCCAGAUGAUUUUGUUGGUAAAUGCUAUUGGGACAUGGCUGUGUUCUCUCCUUCCCCAGCCAGUACUCCUUCCCACCCUUUGGGUGGCUUCUUUUACUAUUCUGCAGCUAUUAGCUUUCUGGGUGCUUCUAGCUUCUAGAGUAAAGUUCUCCGGAUACAGCUGGGGGUGCCAGUAACUGUGCUAGGAAGCAAACUUUAGGAAGUGAAGUGUUACCGGAGUCGAUGGCUGCCUGGAGUUUGCCACAACGUGGAAGGAGCUAUCAGUGUGGCUUGUGGGCUUUGUGGUGUGCAGGGGCUGGACUUUGCCCUUUGCUACUGCUUUUAGUGCUGUGCUUGGACUGUCAAAGCUGGGGCUGAGAUGCAGAGAAAAGAGGAGCCUGUGAUUGGUUGGAAUGAAUAUGAGGGGGAAAUCAAACAAGAGCUGGCCUGCCUUGUACAAAGGAGGAGGGGGGAAGAGAAGGGGCAAACUGAGAGAAAGCAUGUAUUUCUUAAUUUCAACUAACACCCACCCAUCUGGAUCACACCAAAGUUGCUGGCCAGUGGAUAUCAGGAUGCAAAACUACCUUGCUGUGGUUGAGAACAUAGUCACUGCCUUGCUCUUUCACAUCUUCCUCAAAAUCUGAAUUGAUUUUGGGCUGCUGUUUAGAGUUCAGACCUGCUGAGUGGGACAAUCAACAUAUUUAAUGUGACGAGACAUCACCAGCCUGUUUCCUACUCUUUUCAGAUCACAGUUAACCAUUUCUCUCCUUCGUUAUCUGAUAACCUGUGGUGACUUGUAUCAGAAAGAAAUUUCGGUAUUUUAUGAACACAGUAGCAGAUCUUACCUCACAAGCAUGAAGCAGACUCUUUGUUGUGGAGCUUUGUUGGGUUGUUUACAAUCCAGUUUGCCAAGGGUGGAUCAGUGGAGGAAGAAUGGGGCUCUCUUGAACCAAGACAUUUUAGGGCCUGGGAGCACUGAGAGUGAACCAAAGUACUGGGAAACAAAGAAAUUGAUGUGAUGAAUCCUCGCCUGUGAUUAACCAUAUCUAGAGCGAUAGAGAGAGAG
This is a messenger RNA of Mobula hypostoma (lesser devil ray), 2773 nucleotides long. RefSeq names its product sialate:O-sulfotransferase 2-like. The record is from RefSeq and is a predicted model, not a curated record. Gene Ontology annotation, molecular function: sulfotransferase activity. The transcript has 8 exons. The coding region runs from base 1 to 1737 and encodes 578 amino acids. NCBI's taxonomy places the organism in Eukaryota, Metazoa, Chordata, Chondrichthyes, Myliobatiformes, Myliobatidae.